This is a messenger RNA of Hypomesus transpacificus, 4394 nucleotides long. RefSeq names its product ephrin-A2a (gene efna2a). Lineage: Eukaryota; Metazoa; Chordata; Actinopteri; Osmeriformes; Osmeridae. Gene Ontology annotation, cellular component: plasma membrane. The record is from RefSeq and is a predicted model, not a curated record. Gene Ontology annotation, molecular function: ephrin receptor binding. Gene Ontology annotation, biological process: axon guidance; ephrin receptor signaling pathway; osteoclast differentiation. Bases 1229 to 1858 code for a protein of 209 amino acids. The transcript is spliced from 4 exons.
GUGUAGCCAGAGGGAGCGAGCCAUGUGCUGAAGGAGGGAGAGGGCGCGCGAGAGAAAACCACCGUGACUCAAAAAAAAGGAAAAAAAAAAUAAUGUCGGCUUCACCGGGCUGUUCACCACACACUGAGGAGAGUGAAGAGCGACACUGGGCAUGAAGCAGGAUAAUCUUUCUCUCCGAAGCAACCACAAACAACGCAGGUAGAAAUCGCAGUGCAACUUUGCCUUAUAUGCUGGGUCCCUGUGAAUGCGCUACAUGCUUCGGCAGCGGAACGGCGAAACCACAAGAAGGACGAGAAGAGAACGUAAUCAAGAAAGCAAGUUAUUUUGCCAACUUUGUCUUAAAUGGAAAUUAAAGUGCAUACGGAAAAUGACUUUAGUUUCAAUGUCGGCUUGUGAGCGACUGAAAAGGAAAAUUGGACAUUUCGCGUGCACCUAGAUCUUCAUGGAUUGGUAUGCAAUUGCAGGAUCGUGUCAUUUUAAGUGUCGUUCGAAGGAGCGGGGGCUACGUAUGCUUGACUAUAUUAUAGGCUAUUGGCAAUUAGAAAUUAAGUGAACGUCAAAGACCUGUAAACGUUGAGUUGAAUGGACAGAAUUUUCUUGCAAAUAUUUGCAAUAGAGGACUGUAAUUAACUACGAUUAGGCUACUACCAUGCUGAAAGAAACAGUGCAGACUGGAUAGAAUUGACUGAUUUACGCCAAGGAAAGUUUUCAAAAGUAGCCUAUGCUGGAGAGGAAUGGAUAUAAAGGACAAACGCCAGUUUCUUUGGUUUCACCGAGUACUCAACUUGAUUUGAUGAAUGUCUUAUUCUGAGGGUAUAGAAUAUACCUCAUUUGUCAAUCACAUCAACUGAAGAAAAUGGAUUGUAAUAGUUAUAGGAAAAGUUUACCGUUCAUGAGUAGCAGAGCAAGCUGAGCACACAGCAGGCGCAAACAUCGAAUUAGUAAUGAAACGUUAAUGGAUGAUAAUUAAGUUGAACUCACUGCUCCAUCUGAUUAGACUUUUUCAUGUUCUCACAAAUGGGAAUGUACAGUCUGAAAUCACGUUGUGUAUUUUCAAUUUGAGUGGACAAAACAACUUGGAAUUUGAACGUGAACUGGAACUAACCAUAUACGACUUGGAGAACAUCAUGCCUAGCCUGUCUGAAAAGCAAUAUCAAUAAGUAAUCGUAUUGAUAUACUCAUAAUUUCAUUGAUAAGGACGCAGCUUUUUCAUCGCAUUUUGCCCACAAUGGACAAGAAGUAUCUAACUUAUCAAAUGGAGUUGACGCUUCUGCUUGUUGCCCUCUUAUCUUGGGUCGCUGUAUUGGCGGACGAUAGCAAGCUGAUAUCCGACAGAUAUGCAGUAUACUGGAACAGUACCAAUCCCAGGUUUCUCCACGGGGAGUACACGGUGGAGGUGGCCAUCAACGACUACCUGGACAUCUACUGCCCGCAUUACGAAGACCCGCUCCCGCAGGAACGCAUGGAGCGCUACAUCCUCUUCAUGGUCAACUACGAUGGCUACACCACUUGCGACCACCGCAUGAAGGGCUUCAAGCGCUGGGAGUGCAACCGGCCCCAGAGCCCCAACGGACCGCUCAAAUUCUCGGAGAAGUUCCAGCUCUUCACUCCGUUCUCGCUGGGCUUCGAGUUCCGGCCAGGCCACGAGUACUAUUAUAUCUCAUCCCCACACCCGAACCUCGUUGGGAAGCCCUGCUUGAAGUUAAAAGUCUAUGUCAAGCCCACAAAUGACUCAGUGUACGAGUCUCCAGAGCCCUUCCUAACAGAUGACAGCACUGGUGGUGGUUGCAGCGUGGCCGUGCCCCGCCUGGCCCUCCUGCUGGCCAUGCUGCUGACUCUUUUCCUGGCCUCCUCAUAGCAGCAUGGGCCCUGGACGUCCCCCCCCCCCAUAAAAAAAAAAACCCGCCGCCCCCCUGCCUCCCUCCGUUCCUGCUUAACCCGCCCCCCCCACCCUGCGCCCAGUCUGCAGCCUCUUCCCUCUCUAGAAAGGGGACCCCCCAUACCCCCACUCCCAACCUGAGUCACCCCUGGACUGAUCACCCACAACUUCACAAGCAGGCACCAUCUGGACAGCUCCCCCUCCCUCUUGCUAGAACCCCUGCUUCAAGAUUGCCGACCCUUGACCUCUCGGCCCACGGUUCCUAUCCAGAGAGGGAGGAGUUAACAAGGACCAGAGGAGCCUCUGUAAAGACGUUAUAAAAACAGCCUUGAGCAGGAAGUGGGCAUUGUAAACAGAAUUUCCGUGUUCACUGACCCCCCCCCUGAUCCAUGCCGCUUAUGCCGUCGACAAUGCCUCGCGAGUCGUCUCAACUCCUCCAUCCACAGACUGUGUCUCUUCAGCGUCUUUGUGCUUUGAUUAUGCCGGAAUAUUCUCCAUCUGUACAUGCUCAUUCUGUUGCCCUAUGUACAAUAGUCAUAGUGUCUUUAUUUGUCAUGUCUAGUUACCUCCUCUCUUUCUCUCCCUCUCUCUCUCCUUCAACACCCCCCCCCUCCCUCUCUCUCUCGCUCUCUUUCCUUCUGUGAGUCUCUGCCCAGUUCAACAUCCUGAUAAUUUUUUUUGAGUAGCAAUCAAGAGUAGGACAGGACCUUUUUUCUGUAAAUCUGCCAAAGACACUUGUUUAACUUUUAUACUGGGGAGGGGGGAGGAGGGAGUGGGCCUGAGUCAUGACUCUUGAAGACUCUUGAAACAGGCCGUCCAGCUUAACCUUGACUGAGGCCAUAGUCGGCUUCUUUACAGAAAGGGCAGUUGUAGAUUUUUAAGAACAAAUUUUUCUUUUUUUGUCAUACAAAAAAAAGAAUGUUACAUACAAAACUAAACAAACCAAUCAAAAAUUGCCUUUUUUCCACUGGUGCUGAAUUCAAUUAUUGAGUCUUUGUGUCGAAAGCUGCAGUGCUGAGUCAAAGGGGGACAUCAUGUGGUGAAUUGUGUUUUUGUGAAAUUCAGGUCUUGCGUUCAAAUUCCCCCCUCCCCUCACACCCUUAUUUCUCUCCCUGUCUCCCUCUCAUUGGUAUGAAUGUGAGGUUCUCCUCGCGAGAGGGGGCUACUGUAGUUUGGGACCGCUGCGUCCUGUCGCCGCGGCGACGGUGCUGCCACCCUGACCCCGGCGGGUCAGUCCAGGAAAGGAGGGGCCGAGCAUUUUUUGAGGGGGAACGGACAUUGAGAAUUCCCAUCAUGCACUGUGCCAGAUCUAGGGACUCGGGCCUCCCCCACACACUCUGUAGUCAGAAGGAUCCUCAGAACCACUCCAGCAGGAGUUUGAGAACUCUGUAGCACUUCUACUUAUGAGAUGGACUCUUAAAGAAAACCGGGGACAUGUGACAUGCGUGAGAAACUCGACGUGAGCGUUCCUGCCUGCAGUCCAAGAUGUGACCUGAGUGUCACAGAGAGCUCGCUGGAAAGAUCAGAAAGAACACGAAUAAACCAUGAGACCUAACAUGAAUACAACUUUUAUAUUUUACUUUAUUCCAUGUUAUUUUUUACUUUCCUUUUCACAAAAAAAAGCAGAACAAAUUAUUCAUAUGUGAUAUGAAAUUAUAACGUAGACCCUUGAAUUACUAGAGAGAGGAUGGUACCAGUCUCUACUGUCAAACAAGUCUAGAGAAGUCAGCCGUUUGCUAUUGUUGUUGUUGUUUUCCUGCUUGUAUCACAAUGCAUUCUGGUACUUGUAGUCCUGUAUUUUUUUUUUUUUUUAAGGUGAAGAACAUGGUGUGAUUAUCCAAUCAUUUCCUUUUUAGUUGGUUUUAAUGUGGAUGAAAAUAUGUUUUGAUUUCAUACUGUAUGAAAUGUACCUGUUUUGGCAAAGACAAGCUAUGGAGGUUAAAUGGAAAAAAACUCAAAUAAAGCUUUUUGUCUAUAGUGGAAAUAGCUCUGGCUUAAAGUGUGAGAUGUCUGUGCUGUAGGCUGAACCACCAAGUGAAUACAUUAUCAUUAUCAAACUGUUAUAACUGCUGUUUCAAUCUACCACAAACUCUUGGCCAUUGUUUACAGUGUGUUUGAUUAAAGUGAGUUGCAGUCUAAUGUUGAUACAGUACGCCGUUUUGUAGUAAAAAAAAAACAAAAAAAAGUCAGCAUAUAUUCUUUGAGAAAAUCUCCUGCUUUUGAAUAUUUUCUUAAUGGAUGCUUGUUACAAACAUUGCAACAUUUGCCAGAGAGCCCGGCGGUUUUAAUCACUCUUAAUUGAAGGAUUCGACUUUCAAGAUUAAUGAUGGAAUUCCCACUUCGGACUUUUUCUGUGAUGCAUGACAAUUAAGUUUUUGCCCAGGAAAAAAAACUUUUACAAUCAAAGAAUUGACUCUUGUCAUGUACCAAAUUACCUCUGGUAAGUGUUCAGAGAGAAAAUAAUUUAAGAAAUGUUUAAGUGUUUGAUAAUUUCACAACAAAUAAAGCUUCCCCU